Pisolithus orientalis is the source of this 1005-nucleotide messenger RNA. Its product is annotated as HAD-like domain-containing protein. The coding region runs from base 1 to 1005 and encodes 334 amino acids. The transcript has 4 exons. Gene Ontology annotation, molecular function: phosphatase activity. The record is from RefSeq and is a predicted model, not a curated record. Lineage: Eukaryota; Fungi; Basidiomycota; Agaricomycetes; Boletales; Pisolithaceae.
AUGUCUGCUUCACUCAACGGCGUCCAGCCGACGCUCUCCGCUCUCCUAAUCGACAUCUCCGGCACGUUGCUCAUUGGAUCGGCGCCGACGCCCGGCGCCGCCCGUGCACUUGCCCGUCUCCGUGCCGCACGCGUCCCCUUCCGAUUCUGCAGCAACACAAGCAAGGAGUCCACGCAGGAGAUAUGUCGGCGCUUGGCGGAAUUAUCGAUGCACGUCCUCCCAGGUGAGGUGUGGACAAGCAUCGGCGCUCUCAAGGGGGUUUUGAGGGACACCGGCGUGCGGAGGCCAGCAUACCUGCCUUACACGCUACUCUCGCAAUCCGCACGCGCAGAAUGUCUGGGUAUCGAUUCCGGAAUGACAAACCAUCAUUCACAAGAUGACACUAUAGAGCCAUAUGACGCUGUCGUCGUUGGGCUGGCACCCUCAGUGUUCGACUACGAGCAUCUCAACACCGCAUUUCGCAUUCUCGUCAGAGAGCAUCAAAAUGACAAACAGCUUCUCGAGGCGUCGCUGUCGUCGCCUACGUCUAAACCGCCACUCAUCGCACUACACAAAGCACGUUACAUUCAGGCCUUCGAUCGCGCACUGUCUCUUGGGCCAGGCCCAUUCGUGGCUGCUCUCGAAGAAGCCUCAGGCACCCGCGCACUGGUCGUAGGUAAACCGACAAAAUUGUUUUUCGAGACUGUCAUCAAAAGUUUUCAGGGAGGUAACAUUGGUGAUGGUGGUGGUGGGAGGAUCGCUGUGAUAGGGGACGAUGUUUCUGCGGACUUAGGCGAGGGUGCCAUCGAGCUUGGGUUGUGGAGGGUCCUAGUCAAGACGGGAAAGUAUCGUGCAGGCGAUGAAUCACGCGAGGGGGCAUAUCCCCCAGAUGAAGUAUGCGAGUCCUUCGCAGACUUCGUCGAUCGGUUCCUCGAUCAGGAUCGUUUUCUCCAAUCCACGUUUUUCAACUGCUCCAGGGACGAGACUGAGGUUGGGGCUGUCGGCCGAGGGAGUCCUUUGGAGUAG